This is a messenger RNA of Racocetra fulgida, 135 nucleotides long. Lineage: Eukaryota; Fungi; Glomeromycota; Glomeromycetes; Diversisporales; Gigasporaceae. The record is from the annotation of a GenBank genome assembly.
GCUUAUGUUUUAAAUGUGGACAAAAAGGGCACAUAGCUAAAACAUGUCCAAAUAAUGCCAAUACAAACCCUGAACCUUUAUCAAGCUCAAAUACUAAUGUUGAACAAGUUAGUUCAAUAGAACUGGAAUCUGAAA